CGGCAUUCUACUGUCAGUCCUCAGUCCUCUGCGAGCUUUGUCCGACGACGCUCGCAUUCACGACAUCACACCCUCUCUCCUUAAUAAAAACAUGACAUAAAACCUUUUUCUAAUUCAGUUCUAAUCACACGAUAUAACACAUUGUACUGUAAGCGUGUCAAGGACCGGUCUGUGCUAACGUUAGGGUCAACGUACAAAUCGAUCGCUAAGCUCUCCAAGUUGUGGUAACCAUGCCGGCACAAGCAGAAACCAGGAUCGUGCUUCGGGACGUUACGCCAGAGAUAUCGCAGCACAUGCUGACAGACCUGGACAAGAUCCCAGGAGUGCAGCUGGGAGACUUCCUCCUUCAGUUCGAGCUCGAUGAGCCGAGGGAGUCGGUGCGGGAGAUCGCCAGGAAGGAGCUCCGGGAGACUCCUGACAUCGUCAAGCCAGCUGUCGAGGAGCUUAAGAGAUUACUAGAAGAGGAUAAAGACUUAUACGUUCCACUCGAUAGUGAAGCCUGGCUGAUCAGAUUCCUGCGCCCUUGCAAAUUCUACCCUGAAAGCGCUUAUGACUUGAUCAAACGUUACUACGGGUUCAAGCUGAAGCACUCGAAGCACUAUGAAGGUCUGAUCCCCAGCAAGGAGACCAACGUGUUCAUCCAGAAUGUGCUCACCGUGCUGCCCACGCGAGACCAAUAUGGCAGACGAGUGUUGGUGCUGGAGCUUGGCAAAAAAUGGAAACCAAGCAAGUGUUCCCUGGACGAGGUGUUCAAGGGCUGCGUGCUGUUCCUGGAGGCGGCCAUGCUGGAGCCGGAGACGCAGAUCUGCGGCGCCGUCGUCAUCUUCGACAUGGACGGGCUCUCCAUGCAACACGUGCUGCAGUUCACGCCCAGCUUCGCCAACAGAAUCGUCGACUGGCUACAGGAAGCCAUCCCACUUCGUAUCAAGGGUCUAUACAUAAUCAACCAGCCAUUCAUCUUCGAAAUGGUGUUCAAACUCUUCAAGCCUUUCUUGAAAGAGAAGCUUCGUUCCCGCAUCGUAUUCAUGGGCAGUGACAAGAAGAUGCUGCAUGAGUACAUCAGUCCGAAGUGCCUGCCGGAUCAGUAUGGAGGCACGCUCAACAUUCCGAGCGUGACGGGAGGACAGUGGCUGGAACUUCUCCUCAUGUGUGAUAAGGAAUUCAGUGCGAUCAACUCGUACGGAUACAAGAAGAAAUGAGAGCCGCGCACGCGCAGUGACGGACUUGUGCAAUGUGAUACUGAAUAUAUGCAUAUCGUGAUAAAGAUACUUAUAUUUAGAUAGUAUACGUACAAAUGAUAUUAUUAAGCCCUAGCCUUAGCCAUCGGCAUUUUUAUGUAUUUAGGUAUGUCUGGUGUAGAAUAGAGUGGAGAAUGCCACUAUGAUAUUAUAAAGAUUAAAUUGUGGAUUACUGGGAACAUAAUCAUGUCUAAAUGCUUAAUACGAGACUUUAGGAAAUAAUAAAAAACGGGUAACUUGGUUUACCAUGUGUUUUAUAUAUCUUGCAGAAAUAUAGUUCAUUCAAUAUUUUUAAUAAAAUGUAUAUUGUACCUAUGUUAUUCCAAUUCAAUUUGUUACUAUCACAGACAAUACCUGUCUAAAAUAAUAAAUUAAUCUGUGUUAGUGAAAUAUAAGUUUAUCCAGAUAAACUCGAUUUCAAUAGGCUGUGAAUUUUGUGAAACGUAAACAAUAUCGCCAGUCACCAUAAUACAACAUGAAGCUGCUAACUUCAAAUCUUCAAAGGUUUCAAUUAAGCUUAUUUCAAAAUAUUAUAAAUGUAUUUUAAUAAG
Molecule: messenger RNA, 1789 nt
Organism: Helicoverpa zea (corn earworm)
Lineage: Eukaryota; Metazoa; Arthropoda; Insecta; Lepidoptera; Noctuidae
Product: clavesin-1
Exons: 7
Coding region: 231-1199 (322 amino acids)
Cellular component (GO): membrane
Molecular function (GO): phosphatidylinositol bisphosphate binding
Source: RefSeq, a predicted model, not a curated record